CCCUCAAUCCCCCUCCACACCAUCAAUCCUGCUCCACACCAUCAAUCCUGCUCCACACCAUCAAUCCUGCUCCACACCAUCAAUCCUGAAGCCUGAACACUGAACAGCACCAUGGCUACCCUCCCCCUCUUCGAGCACACUCCCCUGGAGGACAUUCCAGCUAUCGUCAAUGGCAUCCGUGCGACUUUCCGGGCGCACAAGAGCAGGCCGCUCGAGUACCGUCGUGUCCAGCUACGCAAGCUAUACUGGGGCUUGCAUGAUAACCAAGACAUCAUCGUCGAAGCGUGCAAACGCGACAUCGGGAAGUCGAGCUUCGAGACCCACCUUACCGAGCUCGGCAUGGUCAUGAACGACAUCAUAUACCUCGCAGACAACCUGGAGAAGUUUGCAAAGGACGAGCCGGCGGAGGAUGUUGCGCUUGCUAAUAAGUUGUUUGGUCCUAAGAUUCGGAAAGACCCGCUCGGAACAGUCUUGGUCAUUGGAGCAUACAACUUCCCCAUCCAGCUCUCCCUCGGACCUUUGAUAGGAGCUAUAUCUGCUGGAUGUACCGCCGUGCUGAAACCCUCUGAAGCUGCGCCCAAUGCCGCUGCUGUCAUGCAAAAAAUCAUUGCCGAACAUCUCGAUCCGACCGCCUAUACUGUCAUCCAGGGUGCUAUUCCAGAAACUACGGCAUUGCUUGAUCAGAGAUGGGAUAAGAUAUUCUACACCGGCUCCGCCAAUGUCGGCACCAUCAUCGCGAAGAAGGCAGCUGAGACGCUAACACCAGUGGCGUUGGAACUUGGUGGCAAGAAUCCAGCUAUAAUAUCGAAAAAUGCGGACCCUAGGCUUGCUGCGCGACGACUAUUGUGGAACAAGAUUCUGAACGCCGGCCAGGUCUGCGUAUCACAGAAUUACAUCCUAAUCGACAAAGAGAUCCUACCGGCUUUCAUAAAGGAGAUCAAGAUUGCGCUGAAAGAAUUCUACCCCAACGGCGCACAAAACUCCCCAGACUACGGCAAGAUUGUGAACACGAGGCAGUUCACCCGACUAAAGAAGAUGCUCGACGAGACCUCAGGAAAGAUCCUCCUCGGCGGAACCAUGUCCGAAAAAGAUCUAUUCCUCGAGCCCACAGUCGUGCAAGUCGACAGCCUAACAGACAGCCUAGUCGUAGACGAAAGCUUCGGCCCCCUCAUCCCCGUUUUCGCCGUCACAGAUCUUGACGAGGCGAUCCAGAUCGCGAACGAAGUCGACGGCACCCCCCUGGCCAUCUACCCCUUCGGCAACAGCAAAGAGACCGAAAAAGUCCUCUCCCAAGUCCGUUCCGGUGGUGCCGGCGUGAACGACGGCUGCUUCCACCUCUCCAUCCCCACGCUCCCCUUCGGCGGCGUCGGCGGCUCUGGCACCGGCGCCUACCACGGCCGCGCCUCGUUCGAAACCUUCACGCACCGCCGCAGCAUCACCACCACGCCCGGCUGGGUGGAGGGCCUGCUGGCCAUCCGGUACCCGCCGUACUCGCUCGCCAAGCAGAAAAAGGCCGCGGGCAUGAACGCGCGCAAGCCGAAUUUCGACCGCCAGGGGAAGCGGAUUGGGUGGCUCAAGUGGCUGGUGGGCGGUGCGACAGGUAAGCCCGGGUUGGGGUUGGCGGUGCUGAUUUUUGCUGUUUCUGUGAGGCUGUAUUUGCAGAGGCGGUCGAAACUGUGAGGGGAUGAGCUGGACGCAUGAAAAGGAAUCAAAAAAGCGACGUUUUGGUUGUGAUAUUGUAGGAUGUUACCGACAGCAGGCCUUGCUCGCAGGGGAUUUACAUACCGAUACUCCUCAGGGUUAGUCAUUGUGGAUGUUUAUCGAGUUAGUGUAUACUAUAAAUUGACAAGUCCAGUAAUCUUUUGAGAAUUCCAGAGAUCUCUAGACAAUUCAUCUAAACUACAC
Molecule: messenger RNA, 1905 nt
Organism: Mytilinidion resinicola
Lineage: Eukaryota; Fungi; Ascomycota; Dothideomycetes; Mytilinidiales; Mytilinidiaceae
Product: aldehyde dehydrogenase
Exons: 7
Coding region: 112-1680 (522 amino acids)
Biological process (GO): aldehyde metabolic process
Cellular component (GO): cytoplasm
Molecular function (GO): aldehyde dehydrogenase (NAD+) activity
Source: RefSeq, a predicted model, not a curated record